Molecule: messenger RNA, 2655 nt
Organism: Hymenoscyphus albidus
Lineage: Eukaryota; Fungi; Ascomycota; Leotiomycetes; Helotiales; Helotiaceae
Source: the annotation of a GenBank genome assembly
CAGCACUGAAGAAGUGCAUACCGAACUCAAGGCCAUCAUCACCCAGUCCGUCCGAAGCGGCUAUUGAUCACAGGAAAUUGAGAUCUCUGAAGGGAAGCACUCAUACUCAUGGUGGAAUCCGAAGUGCGGCGUAGACGGGCUGUAACACUGUAAGCAACAUUAGAUAGCCUGAAGUUUACACACUGACAUGAUACCCUGAUAGAUCUUGUUCCCUGCGUAGGAGGCGCAAGAUUCGCUGCAAUCGAGAGAGACCAUGUAGUAAUUGCAUACGGUCCAGGAGCGGUUCUUGUACCUAUGAGAGCCAGAACCCAAAUCCCCUCCCUCCCAAUAUUCCUCAGACCCAACGGUCUUCCAGCUCCAGUCAUCCAACUCAAACUGAGGUAUCAGAUACAGCAAACUCCGAUCAAGUAUCAGCUACCAGUCGUCGGAGCUUACCAAGUUUGGGAGUGACCUCGAGUGCCACCACGCCAUCAUCAUUUUCACACCAGCCAUCUAUUGGUGAAGUCGACGCAUUGAAGCUUAAAAUCCAAUAUCUCGAAGACAAACUGUCAGAAGCUAACCUCGUUUCGACUCCAUUCCAAGCUUCUACCUCAAAUACCAACCUCACUGAGGUCGCAAAGUCCCGUUUGGGUGGAACCUAUUAUGUCCAUUACGACAACGCCUUACCAGGUCAACCACAAUCCGUUGCACGGAGUCUUACACAUAAGACCCGUUUACUGGGACAAAGUCACUGGGAAGUCAAUGGCAUUUGUUUGGUGCGUAAUAACAUGCACUACAGUGAUUUAUGAGUCAAAAUACUUACGGAAAUCAGAUACGCGAUAUUUUUGAGGCAAUUGAAUUAGCACCUCGAGAAUCAUGGAGUGGCAUGGAGAAAUGUAAGGUAUUAGCGAGAGAGAUCAAGCUCCGUCGAGCACCACCAUGGCCCAUAAUCUCUACAUCCAAUCUACCAUCGAGGGAUAUUUGUGACAAGUUAAUUGAGUGCUACAUCCAAACAACCGAUUCCAUAACUCGCAUUCUGCAUAUCCCCACCUUCAAAAGAGAAUACGAAGCUCUUUGGGUCUCCGAAACCCCAUCUGACAUUGCCUUCCUAACCCAACUGAAACUCGUUCUCGCACUCGGCGCAGUAACCUACGACGAGACCUUUUCGCUGCGGGUUUCAGCUCUUCACUGGGUAUACGAAGCACAAGUUUGGGCAUCCGACCCUUUCAAGCUACGGGUUGAUAUCCCAUCUCUGCAGUCCGAUAUUCUCCUCCUCCUAGCUCAAGAGAGGCUAGGUAUUAGUGGGCAUCUGGAUUGGAUCUCCAUGGGCUCACUGUUGCGAAAAGCGAUGUAUAUGGGACUCCACCGCGAACCAGAUCGCGUGCUGCAUUCAAGAAGGACGUACGUCUCUGAGAUGCGAAGACGGCUAUGGAAUACAAUCUUGGAAUUUAACCUCCAGGCGAGUCUGACAUCUGGCGGUGCUCCUCUGAUUGCUCUUGGAGAUUUUGAUACAGCUCCACCUGGUAACCUCAAUGAUGAUCAGAUCAUGAUCGAGCAUGUAGUUCCUGAAAGUCCAGAUACAUUUACUCAGAUGUCCAUUGCACUAGCUCUCCGCACCACCUUUCCACAACGUCUGGCCGUCGUAAAAUUCCUCAAUGGCCUUACUACCAAUAACUCAUACAACGAAACACUGCGUCUGGACACAGACCUACGAACCGCCUACAAAAGUCUAUACCAUCGUCUGCGAUCCCUCUCAAGCAGUCUCUCGCCAUCCUCCUUCGAACUCUCCGCCGUAGAUUUCCUCAUACACCGCUACAUCUCCGCCCUCCACAUCCCCUUCUUCGGACCAGCACUCACCGCUUCCGCCUACGCAUUCUCCCGACGAGUAGUCCUCGAAUGCUCCCUAAAGAUCUGGCGGGCAGCCAGUCCACCAACAUCCACCUCAGAGCCAUCUUCGAUACCUCACAAUGCUCUCCCACGCCUCGUAACACAUACCUCCGGCUUCUAUCCAACAGUAACCAUCCACGCUGCCUUCCUCAUCUCCAUCGAGCUCCGAACCCAACUCCAAGAAGACACCAGUCUCGGUCCCAUCUCUCUACGACCCGAUCUCCUCUCCAUCAUCGAGGAGUCUCAAAAGUGGGCUUUACAAGUCCUAGAAUCCGGCGAGGUGAAUAUCAAGGGGUACUUACUCUUACAUCUAGUAGCCGCGCAGAUUGAAGCGUUAAAGCAUGGUCUGAGCAAGGAGGAGAUAGCGAAGGCUUUGAUAGAGACGGUCGAGAAAGUCGUGGCGACUUGUCUUCCGAUGCUGAAGGAGAUGUUGGAUGUUGCUCCGGCGCAGAGUGCGCAUUUAGCGGAUGCGGGAGGGUCUGGGCAACUGCCCUUUUCUUUGGAUGAUUGGAAUUUUACCCCAGGUGAUGCGGAGCCGAUGGCCUGGAUGUUUGAUGGUUAUGAUGCUACUUUUCACCAAGAAUUAUCUUUCUAGUGAGAAAUUUGCGGAAUACCUACCUACCAAAUAUUAGAGUACCGCUGAUGUGAAGGAUAUUCUUCUCUAUACUCUAAUACUUUUCUCACUCCGCUGGUGUCCGGAAGUCAACAUCAAGUAGAAGCCACCAAGAUGCAAGGCUAAUAAACAGUAAUCUUACACGAGGUAACUAAGUCGCUUUAUAAACACAAAAC